Alternaria conjuncta is the source of this 2853-nucleotide messenger RNA. RefSeq lists its product as uncharacterized. The coding region runs from base 1 to 2853 and encodes 950 amino acids. NCBI's taxonomy places the organism in Eukaryota, Fungi, Ascomycota, Dothideomycetes, Pleosporales, Pleosporaceae. The record is from RefSeq and is a predicted model, not a curated record. The transcript is spliced from 5 exons.
AUGUCGGAUGACUACUAUGUGAACGCAGUUGCCCCUCCAGGGCAGUAUAUGCGCCACCAGAGCGAAAGCACCACAUGCCUGGAUGUACAAGGACUAUUCGCAGGCCUAGGGGAGUACGAUACCUGCUUUGAUGACACGAACUCUCUGGGAGUUGGGGAGGAGAACUUUGGCCUCGAGAGCUGGAACACGGCGUUCAGCAAGCCCGCGAUCGUCAACCGUUCACAGUGCACUUCGGAGUGUAACCCUCAAUUCCCGCGCGCGACGAACGACCAGGCGACGAUCAGCUCCAACACCAACACCGCCUUUCCAGCAUACGACUUUGACUAUGCGAUAGCUUAUCCGCAUAGGAUAGACGAAUUCGCGAACGCUACACCGCCCUUCACAUACCCGCAGUCGCUUACUGGAGACAUCACAGACGCCGGCUUUGAUAGUAUCAAUCAACAAAUCCGGAGACGUCCGCAGCUGGGCUUCGACGAGAGGAGCUACGGACAGUUUGCAUCCAGAUCAUCUUCUCGUCUCCAGAAGCCUCGGAAUAACAUUGCACCUCCGGGGUUCACUGUUCCGCACGAUUCAGCUGAACCCUUCCUCUCUCUAGAUCGGCUCUACAGCGCACAGUCUCGACUUCUCCCCGGUCUGAAGGGCGCACCGGUGCCAGGUGCGAAUUUGCUCAGACUCAGCCACGCAUGCUUUCUGGGGACCAUACCCCUUCCAGAUAUGGCAUUCCAUGCGCCUGGUAUGGCCAUAUCUACAAAGGCUGAGGAAGUACUUCGACGAGCUGUACCAGAGUACAAGGCUGGGGCCCCUUCGUUGGCGGAUAAAUCUAUGUUAUCUGUCCUUGCCGCAACCAUCAGCGCGACGGAAGUUACUCCGCUAGGCUCACUGCCAUCGCAGCCGAGGAAGUCACCGAUGUCGUCGCACCAAUACCCCAGUAAUUGGGCGCGACACGAAAGCCAAUCAUCCACCGAGCGAGCCUCUGAGAGCCACGAGCCCUCUCGUACAUUGCAGUAUCAUUCUAUCGACGCGAUGUGGCCCACCGGCGCAGACGAAUUCGUCUUUGGCGCUACCCUCGGCGUAGACGAAGCGCAACAGUCCGCGCAUGAUCAUCAACAGUUCCCUGGCGCUAUAUACCAUGUACUGGAAGAUGAAGAGCCAGCAUCGUCGUUUCUGUCGCAGUCUAUCCGUGAUACAGGGACGACCACGCCGGCUACUGACCUUUCCGCGUACGCUUUCGCCCCUCAUGAGCCUCCGGGUUUCUCUACGCCUAGAGACAACAUGCAUCCCACGGGGCAACAUUCGCCAUAUCUUGCUCCACCCACGAGCAGACCUGCUAUACCUCAGGUCCGUACCGCGUCCAAGAAAGAACCCAAGAAGACUACGAUAAGAGCGCCUAGCAAGGCCAACGGAGUGGCCAAGCCUUACCGACAUACAGCAGGCACAAACGUCCAGGCCAUCGCCAAUUAUGACUUUGGAACUGGCGAAAUCCAUCUUUCAACGUCUGCUAGUCCAUCGCACAGCGAUAUAUCACCGCAACUCACCAAAUCACUGUCGGACUCACUCGGACCGCGAAGUGACUCGCUGGGCCUGGCAGCAGCAAGCUUGGGCGCCGAGAAAGACAGUCGCAAUGACUUGUCAACGCCGCAUGUUGAAGCCGACGGAGAGAUCUCUGCAGCUAUACGUCUUCGAACGCCAAGCGAGUGUCAAGGAGGCAAGAACCUUGCUCGAGCAUUGGGCCUCCUUGGAGGGAGAACCAGCCCCAUCGGCCCCGGUGUCUCAGGCUUCGACUUCACAUUCGCUGACCUUGUCGACGCGAGGGAUCGGUUUCCUGGCCAAGUCAUCAUACAUCGAAACGCGCUUCUUGAUUCUGAAGACUAUAAGUCAGCAUUCGAAGAAGACGCACGGCUGAGCCGAGACCGCUGCAAUCAAGCCAUUCUAACAUCCUCUCUUGAUGCGUUACCGGCAGACGCCUACCUUCUCGACCUUGGCGGUGGCUUCCAGGUCACAGUCCCACUUGAUCCAAUGAUUGAAGCUACGUUCAAGCAAGGCGGCCAAGGGACCAUGCCACCCGAGGGUCUUGUACGUAUCGCCACGGAGAUGAACAUCGACAUGAAAGACUACCGUGUUGAUGGUAAACCGCACCCGGUAUACAGUAUGGGCGCCCCAAAGCAGGUCGAUAUCCGGCUUUUGGGCUCGACACCUAUAACUAUAGUGGAGAUGGCCAUUUGGUUUCCUGCGCAUGGCUCACUCUGGCCGGACUGGACACAGCGAUUUGCUCGAAGUGGCUGGACGCAAAACAACAUCGCUGACUUGAUUAACCGCGCUUACAACACCGACGCCGUCGAAGGUGUCGGCCCAUCGACAAUCAGUCAGCAGACGAAUAAACAUGGUCGUGAAGCCCGUGAAUUGUUGGAAUCUUCUGGCCAGGGACAACAGCAGGUCACUGAAAGCGCGGCCCUUCCAGUAACGUUUUUCUCAUGCGAGAAUUGGACACCGCCUGGCAACGAUUACCGACUAGUCGACUACUACGUCCGCGAUCUUGCGAACGGCGUCGACCGUGAUAACUUUCCUUCCGGUUCAGACAGGGGCCUUCUGACUCAAUUGAUCGAGUUUGUCGACGACAAUCUAGACGAGUGGGCUGAUCUCUUGCUCAGUGAUGUCCAGUUCAUCGAAGAUUCGGGUGGUUACUUCCAGACGACAAACCCGGCUUUCGGACCUGGGAUGGAGAACCCAGACGAGGAGGCGUUUCGCCGUCACAGGCUGCAAUUGAAACAAUAUCGCAAGACGAUGGCGGAUUAUCGCAUCCAGCAAAAGAAGGACAAAGCAAAAUUCGCGAUGGGGAGCCAAGACCAGGCUUAA